Messenger RNA from Monoraphidium neglectum, 399 nucleotides. RefSeq lists its product as hypothetical. The transcript has a single exon. Lineage: Eukaryota; Viridiplantae; Chlorophyta; Chlorophyceae; Sphaeropleales; Selenastraceae. The annotation marks the transcript as partial. The record is from RefSeq and is a predicted model, not a curated record.
GUCCGCACGCUUUGUGACACCAAGCAGAAGCUGCUGACCUCAGCAGAGCAUCACAACCACCACCACCACCACCACAACGGCCCGGCCGCACCCAGCGCCCGGGCGCGUGCCGGCGCUGCCGGGCGGCGGCCGUCCGACGCUGGCGGCGGCGCGAGCAAUCAUGACCGGCGUGCCGGGGGCGGUGGCGGGCAGGAGGGGGGUGCGGAUGAGGAGGGAGAUGACAUGGAUGAGGAGCAGGAGGAGGAGAGCCGCGUUGGCGAGGGCACCGCGCUGCCCGGGGUGACGUCAUCGGAGCGGGUGGAAGGCGGGGAGGUGGCCGGGCUUCUCGAGGCGGUGCUGGCAGGCAGGAGGGGCGGCGGCGGCGGCCAAGGCGGCGGCGGCGGCAGCACGGGGCGCUGA